ACGUGUUCACACCUUGGUACAAAUAAGUUCAUAAAAAUGAUAACAAAAUACGAACUCGUUAAUAGUGUAAUUAAUUUAACAUAAUUGUGUUUUUAUAAUUAAAGUCUUCAAAGUUUUUGAUAAUUUGUGGGUAGUUCAGUUGUAGCAACCCUGUUGACGUUACGAGACACUUUAACUUAUCUUAUGCUUUAGUUUACUUAUUUAACAAGAAUAUUAAUGAGUGAUAGUGAUAUCGGAUUGAACCCAAACGAAGAAAAUGUUGCGUUUCGUUUUUACAACUUUAUUCGUUAUAACAAAUGUGUUUAGCUUAUAGGACUUUUGAUCUGGACGGCGAGGAAACUAUAUUGACUUUUGAAAAUGAGAAAAUUCAUAUUGGAUGCAAAUCGGAUUAUCCCAUGUCUUACUGCGGGUUUGUGGAUCCGUAUGGAAAGCGAUACUCAUUUACAGAUUUGGCUGUACACGACGGUCAAUGUGUGCAUGUUAUUAAAGCGAAAAAGGCCGAUAGCGGGGAGUGGAAAUGCCAUAUCGGUAGCAAAUCAAUUCGGUUGGAGACUAUCAAGAAAAUCCGUGUAAGAGUGGUUAGUCAGUUAGCCGCAGUUCAACCAAAUAUUACGGCACAUCUUGGGAAGCCGAUGACCUUAACUUGCGCCACAACUGGAGGCUUUAUCCCACUGAGUUACUGUCGAUUUGAACCGCCAAAUGGGAGAUCUUUUAGUAUCGACGAAAGUGUAACAGAUUCCAACCCUAUUCUGAAUAGAUAUUUCUAUCCUAAUAACCGAAGUCUGGACCGAGGAGAUUGUUGUGUUACUAUACGUAAGGUGAAACCUGAGGACCAAGGAUUAUGGAUGUGUGGGGCUGGACUGGAAGAUGGCAAAGAGCAUUUCGACACUAUUACCUUUGAUAUUGAAGGGAUCAACACAAUGUCCACGGCAUCGACAACAGCGGUAACUAUUGGUGGGAUUUUAGUAGCCAUUGCUUUGGGUUUCAUUAUUUACGGGCUGUGGAAGAGAAAGGGACUAUUAGGAGUCCAAAAUCAGCCUGAAGACAUAGAAAUGAGAACACCACAAGCAAGAAGACAGGUGCCAGAGUUGGUUGUUAUAUCUCCUUCUACAGCUACUCCCGCCGAGUCUCCACUCAUGUCGAGUACGAGGUCCGAAUAAUGCUUUAAAUGUUCUGUUGUAUGUAGAUCAUGCUAUUUGUAGUAUCAGGCUGGGCAUCCCGAAGCUGCUUGUGGGUAAUUUUGAACAACUAGGCUAAGAUUUUAAUGUGUUCUUGACGCAAAUAAAACUCAGUUAUAUUAACCCUAGAAAGAUAAUCAUACGUCAUUUUGACGUAAGUAUAAACGUUUGAGUGGGCACAUGCUGGAAUUUGUAUAUCAUAUGCUUAUGAAUGUGAUUGUCAGCUUUAAUAUAUGCAAAUAACUUAAUAAUAAAUUAAAAAAAACAUAAGUGUAUACACUAUACAUAUAUUUAUAUUAGCUAAAUCUUAAAUAAACUAAACACAGCUCUUUUAACACUAAAAAACUUCUCUUCAUCAGCCUUAUAAUUUAAGAAAUAAACUUUUUAUAAAAUGAUCAACCUUAACUAAUAUUUUUUUUAUUGUUGUUAGCCUUCAAUGCACUUAGGACAGGCGCUCGACUUAUGCUCUCCAGUAGGUAUAUAAUGACGAAAGUAUUGCACUUAUCUAAAAAACACGACUGUCACCUGCAAGCUACUUGGGUCAACUGAGUUGACACUUGACACUUGACAGGAACGGCCAGUGCCAUGGCGCGUAUAUAGAAACAAAUAAUAUAGAUUUUUUUAAAUCGACUAGGUACGUCGAUUCGACGUAGGUUAUCUUUCUAGAGUUAAAACACUUUUGUCAUGGCUAUUGUUAAAAUUGUAUUAGGAUUAUUGCAUCUGUUAAUGUAAAUAAAUAGAUUUAAUUUUAA
Messenger RNA from Pieris napi, 1930 nucleotides. RefSeq lists its product as uncharacterized. The record is from RefSeq and is a predicted model, not a curated record. The transcript has 5 exons. Bases 297 to 1160 code for a protein of 287 amino acids. NCBI's taxonomy places the organism in Eukaryota, Metazoa, Arthropoda, Insecta, Lepidoptera, Pieridae.